Chiloscyllium plagiosum (whitespotted bambooshark) is the source of this 4632-nucleotide messenger RNA. Lineage: Eukaryota; Metazoa; Chordata; Chondrichthyes; Orectolobiformes; Hemiscylliidae. The record is from RefSeq and is a predicted model, not a curated record.
ACGCCCCUGUGGUGAGCCAAUCGGAAAGUGCUGUCCGCCGGCCAAUCAGAACGGCGCUAAGUCCCCGGCUCUUGUGCUCGGGAGCAGGUCACUUCCGGGAUGAGGACCGGAAGUUGUGAAUUUGAAUCUAAGCGCCGUUGAAGGAUAACAAAGAGGGAGGAGAGGAGCUGGUGGAAGCGCCUGAGACAGAUGAUGGGGGAGACGGCUUGUCGGAAAUUUUCCAAAUCCGGUGCUACAGUUAAUUUUGCCACAAAUGAAAAACAGAAGCUGGAGCAGGGAGAAAAUCCUUCUUGUGCAUUUUGUCGACGGAAUGAAGACUGCCCUGAAAAAUAUGGUGAGAAGAAAACAUAUAAAGGGAUAACUCUGCAUUAUUAUUGUUUAAUUAUGUCAAGUGGCUUGUAUCAACGUGGGGAAGAAAAUGAAGGAAUUUAUGGGUUCCUAGCAGCUGAUAUCAAAAAGGAGAUGAAGAGAGCUUCAAGAAUCAGGUGUCGAGUGUGCAGGAAAUGUGGUGCGUCAAUAGGCUGUGCAGUUACGAAAUGUCCAAGGAGCUAUCAUUUUCCUUGUGGUGUGGAGAAACAGUGUAUUUUCCAGUUUACUGGAGAGUUUGCAUCUUACUGUUGGGACCACAGACCACAGCAAAAAGUACCCGCUAUAUGGUCAGGUAGUACAUAUACAUGUGCUAUCUGUUUAGAAUCCAUUGAUCCAAUUCCAUCAUAUGAGGUUUUGAAGAGCCCUUGCUGUAAAAACACAUGGUUUCACAGGCAAUGUGUGCAGUAUCAGUCCCUGAGUGCUGGGAUGUUCUUCUUCAAGUGCACUAUAUGCAAUAAUAAAGAUGAAUUCCAGAAAGAGAUGUUACGAAUGGGGAUCCAUGUUCCAGAAAAGGAUGCAUCUUGGGAACUUGAAGAGAAUGCAUUUCAGGAUUUAUUGCAACGUUACCAGCGAUGUGAUGCAAGAAGAUGUCUCUGUAAAAAUGGAAGAGAAUAUGUAGAACCUGAUAGUAAAUGGGACAUUGUACUCUGUAAGUACUGUGGCUCCAGCGGGACUCAUUUGGCCUGUUCAUUUUUGGCAAUCUGCAUGGAAAAUUGGGAGUGCCCAGAUUGUAGACAUAUUGUAUACAAAUCAGGGCGACCAGAACUGUACACAGUACUCCAGAAGAGGACUCCCCAGCGGAUGCUGACGAAGGGAGGAGGAGAGUCUGAGGCCUGGCCCACGGCCCAGCCUGCAGGAUCCUCUGACUCUAUUUCUUUCCAGGCCGUGGUGAAGUACGCUCGUGAAAUCUCGCGAGAUGUUGGCCAAAUAUUCACGUCAAAAUCCCAUACAGACAUUUUGAAAGACUUAAGGUCACAAAUCAAAUUGAACGUCAUCUCAAGAAUUUCUGUUGACAGAACAAAUGUCUGGGAAGGAGCUCUGAGAGAGAUGAGGCGCAAAACAUUCAGCCCCUCCAGCACAAUUUGCAUUCAAUUUUCAAAUGAUGCUAGAAAAUCUCAAGUUGCUAUUGAUCUUGGAAAUCCCUGUUAUGAAUUUUUUUGUUUGCUGAUGCAUCAUCUUGCAAAUUCACUUCUGUUUGAAGGUUCUGCUACCUCAAAGAACAUGACUCUAAAUUCUCGAGCUCUUAGGUGUGAUUGGUAUUAUGAAGCAGGACGGAUGAUUGCAAUCUCAUUAGUUCACGGUGGUCCAUCACCAAACUUCUUCUCCAGAACUCUGUUCAGUUGUCUGGCCUAUGGUCCAGAGGUAACUGAACCAAAUUUGGAAGAUGUCUCACACGUUGAUGUGACACGAAAGAUUAAAAAGAUACAAGAAUCUUCAACCUUGGAAGAAUUGAAAUUAGCUGUCAAGGAAAAUACUGACUACCUUUCAGUAGCUGGAUGUUUGAGAUCAGUAUGGUCAUUGGAUGAUAAAGAAAUGUUGCUGAAGGAUAUGUUGACCUUCCAUGUGAUCAGUCGAGUUCGCUCACCUUUUGAAAGAUUCCGUGAAGGAUUAAAGGUUCUUGGUGUGUUGGAAAACAUUCAAAAAUAUCCAGAAGUGUUUGUUGAGCUGUUGUGUUACAAACCCGUCAAGUUAACAGCAGAGACAUUUGAAAAACUUUUCUCCAUCAACUUUUCACCAAAUGGAAGUAAUAGACGGAUUGCAGAAUCUAGAGUGUUUGAUUUCUGGAGAGAUUAUUUGGCAGACGUGGAAGAUGGAACAACUGAAGCUAUUUUUGAAGACAUCUUGACAUUUGUAACUGGCACAAACAUCAUUCCAGCAAUCUGUUUUCUUCCUGACCCCUCGAUUAAAUUCUUGCAUAGUGAUGGAAUAAUACAGUACCGCUUUCCAACAGCACAAACAUGUCUAAAUUGUUUAAAACUACCCAUGUCAAAAACAUAUGAAGAAUUUAAAGGAUGUAUGGAUUUUGCUAUCUGCAAUACACCUGGCUUAAAAUGAAUUUAACACAGUGAAGAUUUUGCAGUCUUGAAUGUUAGUAUGUAACAAUUUUCUUUAUGUCUUGGUUCUUAAUGUACAUUUAUUUAGCAAAACGUUGCUGCAACCACAUCUUAUAAAGUGGGAAGAGAUAAUGACUGCUCUUCAGAAAGUUCUUUAUGGCUGGAGAUUCAUGAUUUUACUGCACCAUAUGUGUGAGGAAAGCAGGAACAAAUGAGAACUGCCAUGUAAAUAUGCUUCUCUCCUGGCACAUUGAUGCAAUUCAUUGUGUUAGGAGGGACACAGAUAUGCUUUGGCAUGUUCCAUUAUUUUUUCAUCUUCGUUUCAACAGGACUCUUUGGAAAGGAAGCUCUAUCUCAGCUUGGAGACCUCUUUGCCUAGCUUGUUACAAAGUGUUGAGGCCUAGUAGCAGUCCCUGUUGUUUUUCUUUGUAAAUGUGGUAUAGCAAUAAGAGGAACAUAAUAUUUUUUUAAAUUUUCUUUGUUUCCCCUGGUGGUUUUAUCCAUAAAAAGGGAUUUUGCAUUUUUGUUUUCAUUAGUUAAUGUUAAUGAGGUUAUAAAAUUGCUGGAUUUGUUGAUUAAAUGUUUUUUAACAGUCUGUUUGCAUAAGAAUUCCACAUGUACAAGCAAUAAAUUUGUAAAUUUGUCAUGAUAACAGUAUGUAUUGUCAGCACAUGGCUCAAGAAUACACAAUUUUUGAAUACAUUCAAUUGAAUAAUUUCUGAAUUUUUUAAACUUUAGAAUAGAAUUUUCCAAAGUAAUAUUUUGAAUUGCUUGAAGCACUUCAGGUUUGUCUCAAAUUUACUUUCUAAAUUAGAAUCUUUUUGUUUCAAUCUUGCUUGUACAAUUUUUUUUUAAUUGUAUCCAUUAGUUUUUCCUACUUGUUGCCUGGAAAAGUAUGUACUCUAUAUUUUAAUAUUCCUAACCUUAUAACUGUCACGAUAGAUUAUACUUAAAUACUUAAAAUUACUUUGUAUUGGUAAUGCAUUUAAUUUGUCUUCCCAAAAAAAAGACUGUUCUAAAAGUUGUUUAGAAAUUACUACAAACAUAAAUAAAAUUAUUCAGUUGAACAAAAAUGAAUAAAUGCUUUAACAGUAUUAAGAGAAUAAAAAUAGCUUGGUGUUGGCAAUGUAAGGGUUCAUUAGGAGCCAAUAUUGUAAAAAUGUUUGUUUUUUUUCUUGUCAUUUCUGUGAAAGUCACUGCUUCAUGUGUUGCACAUUCUUCCUUGCACUGCAUUGGCCUGUUGUAUCCUAUCCAAUUUAUUACUAGUUGUGCUUUGAUCACUGCUUUCUGGCUUUAAUGAAAACAGUGAUUCAAUUAUUGUUUUAUAAAUCUGUUUAGAUUUGAAAUAAAAUUCAUAUAGAAUGACAUUAGUCAAAUCAAUAUUUGCACUUCUGCCAAUUUUGUUUGCAUCCCAUAACAUUUUACAAUGGAAAAAUAUUUUGUUACUAAGUUUAUAUACAACAAAUUUUUAUUCCUGAUGAAGGGCUUUUGCCCGAAACGUCGAUUUUGCCUGUCCUCGGAUGCUGCCUGAAUUGCUGUGCUCUUCCAGCACCACUGAUCCAUAAUUCAUUAUGUGUUCGAGCAAGAUUUCCAGGCAAUAAAAUGUAACAAACAGACAAUGUUUAAAUAACAUUCAGAAAAAUAUAGCAGAUUCCAAAGGAAAGGAAACAUUUUGUUAGAAAAGCAUACCUUUCAGUACAAAGAAGACUAAUGCUCAUGAAGUAAUUCAUAUCGAGGAAAAUAUAAAAACCAUGUACAAAUUAAGUAUUGUAUAAACAAAUGCUGUUUGUGAAUAAAAUAAACUAUUGCAUUUGCACUAGCUACUUAUCCUAAAUAAUUAUCUUCUUAGUUUGCUUUUACUGCAGAGCUAUUAUUAAUGAAUAACAUAUUUGAAUGAUGCAGAAAUAUUGAAUUUAAUUGCUCAUAUCACUAACAUCACUGGUUAUUUGUGAUAAUUAAACAGAACAUGAAACAAUUGCUAAAAUAUCUUGCAGUAAAAUGUGAACUUCAAAAUAAAAUAUAUUGUCUAACAUUGAAUUUUCGAUGUUCAAAGGAUUCGUAGCUGAUACUUUAACUUGAUAAUUUCCCUUUUUAACAUUCAUAUUAUGAAUUUUUCUGUAAUUUGUCUUUUAAAAAUGUAGCUGGAUAGUGUCUGUUAAUAUGAUCAUGUUUUCACUUGUUUAUGUAAAUAAAUGUUUUAAAAUUUUUU